This is a messenger RNA of Striga asiatica, 588 nucleotides long. NCBI's taxonomy places the organism in Eukaryota, Viridiplantae, Streptophyta, Magnoliopsida, Lamiales, Orobanchaceae. The record is from the annotation of a GenBank genome assembly.
AUGGAUGAACGAUUCGGAAAACAAACACCAGAUGUUAGUUACGCAGGAGAACACAUUCACGAUUUGGAGCAGCAGCUUAUGGAGGCUCAACAAAUCGUGGGGAUGCACUCCUCUUACUGUCAGGAAUUGUUUAAUGAGCUUGAGUGUAGCAAGGUGAUAAUUGAACAACUGGAGGCCCAACUAAAUCAGGUAGAACACCAUGCUGAUCAUUACUACCAGCAGCAUCAGAUGGAACAAGACCGCUGUAAAGAGAUGGAGCAGGAGGUAGUGGAUAAGGAAGUUCAGAUAGUGGAACUGGAUAGUAAAGUGAAGAACUUGGAACUCGAACUCAAAGUGAAGGAUGAUGCAAUGGCUAGGAUGGAAGCUAAGAAUCAAAGGCUUUGCCGAAGGGUCUCUUUAGGAGCACAGCGGAUUGACAUUCUUGAAUGUCAAAUUGCCGCAGAGAGACUCAUCGCCCAACAGUCUUCUACUUCGAUGGGACCUCAGCCUGCACACCCACGCCAUGUGGUCACAAUCGACAGUUCGGAGGAGGACCCAGAGGAGGACCCCGAGGAGUACCCAGAGGAGGAUAUGAUGGAUGACGAUUGA